GGGCGGGGCUUCCAGAGAGGCCUCCAAGUAGGCCUCCCUGAAGCCUGAACUCAGCAGGCCCGAAGGGAGGCAGGAAGGAGGCUGGCAGAGCUCCCUGCAGCAGACCAGACCAUCCAGCACAGCUUUUGCAAGGAAAGAAAAAGAUUUGCUGCCUCUCCUAGCUUGAGCCUUGUCUUCUCAAGAGCUGCUUUCAAACUGAGCCACUUCAGGAAUGUAGCUCCUCCCACAAACUGUGUGACUCACCUGCAGCUAAUCCACCACCUUCGCCCUGCUGUUCAUGGGUGCUUUGGGAGCUGAUCUUGGGAGAUGUACAUGAUGAUUUGAAGCACCAUGCUUGUUGCUGCCUAUGUCGCUUUUGCUUUACUCCUGGUGAUAUGCAUCGGCUUGGAGUUUUCUGCCUGCCGCUCCAAACUCACUGGCAGGUCUUGCUCCAACCCAGCCUUCUUGCGGUUCCAGCUGGACUAUUACCAGGUCUACUUCUUGGCUCUGGCAGCUGACUGGUUGCAAGGACCCUAUCUUUACAAACUGUACCAACACUAUCACUUUUUGGAGGCCCAAAUCACCAUCAUUUAUGUCUGCGGUUUUGCCUCCAGCGUGCUGUUUGGGCUGGUCUCCACUUCCUUGGUUGACCGCUUGGGCCGUAAGAAAUCUUGCAUUCUCUUCUCCUUGACUUACUCUAUUUGUUGCUUCACAAAGCUCUCCUGGGAUUAUUUUGUGCUGAUUGUUGGGAGGAUAUUAGGUGGAUUGUCCACUGCCUUGCUGUUCUCUGCCUUUGAAGCGUGGUAUGUGCAUGAACAUGUGGAGCGUCACGACUUUCCAGCAGAGUGGAUUCCUGCCACCUUCUCCAAGGCAGCCUUCUGGAACAGCAUCAUUGCUAUUGGAGCUGGGGUGGUAGCCAAUGUCUUUGCUGAAUGGUUGGGUUUGGGCCCAGUGGCUCCCUUCAUGGUAUCCAUUCCUCUUCUCAUGCUGGUUGGUGUCUUAGCUAUAAAGAACUGGGAUGAGAACUAUGGCAAGAAGCGGGUGCUAUCCAGAAAUUGCAUAGAUGGUUUGAAGUGCCUCCUCUCUGACCGCCGGGUCAUGCUUCUGGGCACCAUUCAGGCUUUGUUUGAAAGUGUCAUCUACAUCUUCAUCUUCCUCUGGACUCCUGUCCUGGAUCCUUACAACCCACCACUGGGCAUUGUCUUCUCCAGCUUCAUGGCAGCCAGUAUGGUGGGAUCAUCACUCUACCGCAUUGCCACUUCCAAGAAAUAUCACCUUCAGCCUAUGCAUAUCCUUUCCCUUUCAGUCCUGAUGGUUUUCUUCUCCCUCUUCAUGCUGACUUUCUCUACCAACCCAGGGCAGGAAAACCCCUCAGAAUCCUUCUUGGCCUUCCUGCUCAUUGAGCUCUCUUGUGGGCUCUACUUCCCUUCUAUGGGUUUUCUCCGGCAGAAGGUGAUCCCAGAGAAGGACCAGGCAGGUGUGAUGCACUGGUUCCGUGUCCCUCUGAACCUUCUAGCCUGCCUCGGCCUUCUCAUCCUCCAUGACAGUGACUACAAGACAGGCACCCGGAAUAUGUUCACCAUCUGCUCUGUCAUGAUGCUGAUGGCUCUCCUGGCUGUCGUAAGCCUCUUCACUGUGGUCCGAAACAAUGCAGAGCUCAGGAUGCCCAGUGCGUCAGGACAAACUGAGGGCACUUCUUCUGAGCUCUGAUCUAGUGCAUUGCAAAGCCUUUCUGAGGGAGGUGUCAAGGCUACUUCACAGUUGCCUGCAACACAUCAUAGUGCUGGCACUGUAUAUAAGGGAGGACUCAUUGAAGAAAACGCUGAGCCUCUGGUGAGUCCUAUGUGGCUUUUCUAUGUGGGAGAAACUUUUCUCUGCCCUUUCCAAUAAUGUUGGUCCAUAUCAAACAACUUGAUUAAAUUUUUGGCAAACAUAGCUUUCUUCUCUAUACCUUUUCUUCUUCUUGAUUUCUAUAAGCAAAACUGGGGGCUGUUUUCUACCACUGCAUCCUGUAGUGGUUGAGAAGAAGAUAGAUGGUGGCAGGUAAUGGAUUAAAAGGACACAGUCACCUUUUAGAAAGUAAGCAAUGGGGUUGAUGGACAUUAUUCAUUAUCAGUAUUGAACCUGGUCACUAUACCAGCCAAAUUCCAUAUUGCCUGCCCUAUGCUUUUUUUUAACCAAAAAAUUUUAAUAAAUUAAAAAAAUAUGAAACUUC
Messenger RNA from Hemicordylus capensis (graceful crag lizard), 2194 nucleotides. It is a transcript of the gene SLC61A1, whose product is annotated as major facilitator superfamily domain containing 5. The record is from RefSeq and is a predicted model, not a curated record. NCBI's taxonomy places the organism in Eukaryota, Metazoa, Chordata, Lepidosauria, Squamata, Cordylidae. Bases 331 to 1689 code for a protein of 452 amino acids. Gene Ontology annotation, biological process: molybdate ion transport. Gene Ontology annotation, molecular function: molybdate ion transmembrane transporter activity. Gene Ontology annotation, cellular component: membrane. The transcript has 3 exons.